Messenger RNA from Hypomesus transpacificus, 3344 nucleotides. Its product is annotated as endoplasmic reticulum aminopeptidase 1-like. Gene Ontology annotation, biological process: peptide catabolic process; proteolysis. Bases 281 to 3160 code for a protein of 959 amino acids. Gene Ontology annotation, cellular component: cytoplasm. Lineage: Eukaryota; Metazoa; Chordata; Actinopteri; Osmeriformes; Osmeridae. The record is from RefSeq and is a predicted model, not a curated record. Gene Ontology annotation, molecular function: peptide binding; metalloaminopeptidase activity; zinc ion binding. The transcript has 18 exons.
CAUUAUUUGUGAUUGUUACAAUUUGUUUUACAUUGGUUGUGACAUACACAUGGACCGACAAAUGCAGUAGUAUCAACAAUGAGGAGUACUAUUCCAUUUUUACAUGGCAAAACCUUUGGGAGAAAUGUGAAUGAAGCCUAUAGUAUCAUGGCUGUGCAAAACUGACUCUUAUCAGAGUGGAGAGAAAGAUUAGCUUUGACUCUCACUUUAGCAUUGUUCUGUGACAGUCAGCACGCAUACUGACAGAGCACUCCUCCUUGUUUAGACUGGUUUUGCUGCCAUGGUGUCUGCUGUGUGGCUUCUCUGGUGUCUGGCUGCUGUCUGGGCUGAGCUGGAGAGACCAUCCAAUGAGAUAAAUACAGAAAAUUCAGAGGAAACAUUUCCAUGGAGGAACCAGAGGCUUCCCAUCGUCGUUCAACCCGACCAGUAUUUCAUCUGCAUCCACCCUGACCUCACCGCCAACACCUUCACUGGUCAGGUUCACAUCCUGGUCACGGUGUUGAACGACACCAGACUUAUUGUGCUGAACAGCAAGGGUCUGGCCAUCAAGGAAGUUGUUCUCAGAGACCUCACCCAGCCCGCUGCCACUUACAGACGGGCGCAGCCAGUGGAGAUACAGAAACAGAUUCUUCUCCAUGAAGCUAAUGGAAGACAGGAAAGGUCAGUGAAGAACCAGGUGUCCCUACGUGUGUUGGAGUCAGAAGCCAAUGAGCAGCUGGCUUUGAUCUCAGACGUUCCUCUCAAAGCAGGACAUCAGUUCCAGCUCUCCAUCUCCUAUUCCGGGAACUUCUCCAGGAGUUACUCAGGUCUCUACAAAGCCACUUACAUGACACCAGAUGGAGACCUCAGAACUAUCGUGGCGACCAACUUUGAGCCUAGUUAUGCCCGAGAGGCUUUCCCUUGUUUUGAUGAGCCUGGAAUGAAAGCCCUGUUUUCUCUGGUGGUGGUAAGGGAGGCUGGACAAAUAUCCCUCUCUAACAUGCCAGAGUUAUACACCAAAGCACUGCAAGAUGGUCUGGAGGAGGACCACUACCAGGCUAGUGCGAGGAUGAGCAGCUACCUGGUGGCUUUUGUCGUCUGUGACUUUGCCCAGAACACAGCACAGACCAAGAAAGGGGUCAAGGUUUCAGUCUUUGCGGCAGACCAUCAGAUAAACCAAACUCACCAUGCUCUCAAAGUAGCUGUGGAUAUCCUAGAGUUUUAUGAGGAGUACUUCAAGAUCUCAUACCCCUUACCAAAAAUAGAUCUGGUGGCAAUCCCUGAUUUUGAGGCAGGAGCCAUGGAGAACUGGGGUCUGGUGACGUUCAGGGAGACAUCCCUGCUGUACCAGGAACACCGGGACAGCCUGAGGGGACGGUCCUGGGUCAGUCUCGUCACCGCUCACGAGCUGGCCCACCAGUGGUUUGGGAAUCUGGUGACCAUGCAGUGGUGGGAUGACGUGUGGCUGAAUGAAGGCUUUGCCAGCUACUUGGAGUAUGUAGCCAUAAAACACCUAGAACCUCACUGGGGUAUGGAGGACCAGUAUCUCUUGAUGAACAUGUACAAAGCCCUGGAGAGAGACUCUCUCCUGACCACUCACUCUGUGUCACUACCCGUCAGCGGCUCCACUCAGAUCAGAGAGAUGUUUGAUGCAGUAUCCUACUCCAAGGGCGCAAGUGUUCUUGGAAUGCUCCACAUGUAUCUGUCAGACCAUGUGUUCCUUAGUGGAAUUCAAAGCUAUUUGAGGACCCAUCUCUACAACAAUGCACAACCAGACGACCUGUGGACAGCAAUGUCAGAGACAGCCCAGCAGAAUCACAUGUUCACUGAUGUGAAAGCCCUGAUGGACACAUGGAUAACCCAAAGGGGAUAUCCUGUUGUGUCAGUGAGCAUUCAGGGGACGCACAUCCACUUGCGACAGGAUCUUUUCACCAUCUUGCCUCAGAAUGACACAGACUCCUUGUGGCAGAUCCCAUUUACUUUCUACACCAGUAGCUCAUCCACUGUCACCAUUCAUUUGAUGACAAGCAAAGAAGAGAUCAUUGAUCUUCCAGAGGAGGUGACAUGGAUCAAAGCCAAUGUGAACUCCAGUGGCUUCUACAGGGUCUUCUAUGACAGCCACACACUGCUAGGCCUGGUCACACAGCUGGAGGGGGGACAGGCUCGCUUCAGCUCUGCUGACAGGGCCGGACUGAUCGAUGACACCUUUCAUCUGGCCAGACAAGGAUCCUUGCACUACUGUGAAGCAUUCAAAUACACUCUGUUCAUGAAGACAGAACAUGAAUUAUUGCCCAUAACCGUCUUUAUCAAUCACAUGACCAACAUGAUACACAAAUUCUCCUUCAACAAACAACCUUGCAUUGCUCAUCUUCUCAAGGAGCACCUGUGGAGCAUGCUGGGAAGGCUGGCGGACGCCCAGCGUUGGGAGGAUGCCGGGUCUUUGCCUUUCCAGAGCAGGAGAGUCAAGCUUCUGGAACUGGCAGCCCGAUUGGGACGCUCCCCAGAAACAGAGCAAAAUGCCCUGCGCCUCUUCCACUUCUGGAUGGCCAAAAAUGGAGACCACCCACUGCCUGCUACAUUGCGGGGGCUGAUAUUCCAGGUGGGUGUCAGGAAAGGAGGUCAUAUCGAGUGGAAGUUCCUUCUGAAAAAGUACCAGCAGAAUACAUCUUGUAAAGAAAAGGCCAUCAUGCUAGCCGCUCUCUGUCACACCACCAGUCAGAGCAAGAUACAAUGGUUGCUGAAUGCGUCUCUCCAGCACCAUGUGAUCAAGACUCAGGACUUCUCCCUCAUUGUGGAGCAGCUGGCAUUCCGACCCACAACCAAUGAGAUGGUGUGGAAAUUCCUGCAGAAACACUGGGAACAGAUCUUGUUGAAGUAUCCAUUGGGGUCACCUUAUUUGUCUGGUAUUGUAAAAUCUACUACAUCCCAUUUUAAUUCUACUGAGAAAUAUGAUGAGGUUUACGACUUCUUUGUGACAAAGAAAAAACUAAGUUAUAUGUCCUUCGUCAAGCAAUCUUUGGAAACAAUCAAAGUGAACAUGCAUUGGAUUAAAACUAACACAGUGACCAUUCAAUCUUGGCUACAGAAGACAUACCCCAACAGCUUCAAAUCAUAUUUAUUCUGCAAGAAGGAGGUUGCGUAUCGCUUUAAAUGGGGAACUACCAUCCAUAUUCGUAUUUAGGACAGGUCAUCAAUGUGGAUUAAUACAAUAAAAAAAAUGUACAGCAUAUAAGGAACCAGUUUCCCAGACAUUGAGUAAGACUAGUCCUAAAGUAAUAGAACAUUUAAAUGAAGAUCUCCAUUGAAGUUUUUAAUCUAGGACUAGGUUUACUCCAUGUCUGAGAAACUGGGCCUAUAUGUCAAAA